Molecule: messenger RNA, 3516 nt
Organism: Syzygium oleosum
Lineage: Eukaryota; Viridiplantae; Streptophyta; Magnoliopsida; Myrtales; Myrtaceae
Product: disease resistance protein RPV1-like
Exons: 6
Coding region: 16-3516 (1166 amino acids)
Biological process (GO): defense response; signal transduction
Molecular function (GO): protein binding; ADP binding
Source: RefSeq, a predicted model, not a curated record
GCUUUGACUCCGACCAUGUCGAAGCGACCAGGACCCGACAUGCUCGAAGAAUUGUUUAAAUUACAGUCGGACGAGUGCGAGAGCAAAUUGCCUCUUCUUCUUCCCUCUUUGGACUCGUCAGAGAAGAUCAAUGUGCCGUCGGCUUCUGGAGCGAAUUCUGACCCAUCUGCUUCGUCCACCUCUGUGGUUGGAAACAGUUACUACGUAUUCUUGAGCUUUAGAGGCCCCGAUACUCGCAAUAGCUUCGUUGAUCACCUCUACCAUAGACUCAAAGAUGUGGGCCUUAGGUUCCACCCAAACUUUGUGUUCAGAGAUGACGAGAACCUCCCCUUCGGUGAGGACGUUGCUGCAAAUCUUAUCAGUGCAAUCACGCACUCUAAGGUUUCAAUCCCAGUCAUCUCUGAAAAUUAUGCUGCUAGUGAAUGGUGCCUCCGCGAGCUCAUUUGUAUAAUGGACUGCCAGAAAAGCAGAGGACAAACAGUCUUGCCCGUACUUUACAAGGUAGAAACCAAGGAUGUGAAAUACCUGCAGGGGAGCGUCAAAAAGGCCUUCGAAUCCCGUAAGCAUUGGUCUGACGAGGCGGUCAAGCAACAAGGGAGGGAAGCGCUCAAAAAGGCAGCUGCAUCUAGAGUAUUCGAAUCAGAGAAAUUUGCUAAAGGGCAUGAAGCGGAAUUAGUAAAUAAACUCGUAGAAAUUGUCAUGCACAAGCGGCAAGAAGAUUUUCAACCACGUCUUACCGUGAACUUGGUUGGAAUUGUGGAUCGUGUGGCUGAGGUUAUGAAAUUGGCGGAUAUUGCUUACCCGGACACUCGAAUUAUUUGGAUUUGGGGGAUAGGCGGUAUUGGUAAGACGACUUUAGCUAUGAUCAUCUAUAACAAACUUUUUGAUAAAUUUCAGUGCCGUAGCUUUCUCAAGGAUAUUAGAGAAACAAUUAGUCGCAAGGGUAUCGAGCAUGUGCAAUCUCGACUGAUCUCAGAUAUACUAAAAAUUCAUAAUCAUCAAGUGCAUGAUCCGGAUACAGGAAUUAAUAUGAUCCAAGCCAGUUGUACACAAAAGAAGGUUCUUAUUCUUCUGGACGAUGUGGAUAAUCCAGAUCACCUCGAUAAUUUGAUUGGAGGUUGUAAUUUCUUAUUAGGAAGUAGGAUCAUUGUUACGUGUCGACAUACGGCCAUUAAAUGUCAAGAUAAGGCCAUGUUGGAUUCUACAUAUUGGUAUGAACUCCAAGAAAUGAAUAGUGAAAACUCUUCGCUUCUGUUUAGCAUACAUGCAUUUGAAGGGAAACCACCUCCAAAAGAACUAGCGACUCUUUCUCGUGAUAUCGUUGCCACCACAGGAGGGCUUCCUUUAGCUCUCAAGGUUAUAGGUUCACUUCUCAAAGGAAAAGACAAUGAAAGAGUGUGGAGAGAAAUGUUGAAGCAAUUGAGCAAGGCACCUAAUAUGACAGUACAACAAAAGUUGAUGAUAAGUUAUGAUGCGCUAGAACAUAAUGAAAAACAAAUGUUUCUAGACAUAGCAUGCUUUUUGGUUGGAACUAACCAAAGAAUCGCCACCUACCUGUGGGAUGAUCUCGACUUUUGCCCAAUAAGUGGAUUGGCAAGGAUGAUUGAACUUUCGUUAAUAAAAGUUGAUGAUGAGAAUAAGUUGAGAAUGCAUGAUCAAUUAAGAGAUCUAGGCAGAGCUAUCGCCCAUCCAGCAAAAAAGAAUCCUUGGGAUUGGAGCAGACUAUGGAACAAGGAAGCCAUGGAAGUUCUAAGACGCAAGGAGCAAAAUGAAUAUAUUGAGGCGCUACGUCUGGACAAAAUGGGCUCAAGAGAGUUCAUGGAGCGAGAGAGCUUCAAAAGAAUGCCUAACCUGAAGUUCCUUCAUGUGAGUGAUGUGGAUUUUGUUGGAGAUUUUAAGGAUUCACUUUCUAAAUUAAGAUGGCUAAAGUGGAAGAGAUGUCCUGACUCUUUCAAGGCGACCAAUGUUCAUUUGGAGAAAUUAAUCAUACUUAAUCUAUCACAAGGUUUAAUUAGUGAAAACUGGGGAGGAUGGAGUUCGAUCGAGAUGGAUAGGUUGAAAGUUCUCAAUCUUUCAUGGUGCUCACAUUUAAAGAGCACCCCUAAUCUCUCUGCGUUUAAAAAUUUAGAGAUGUUAAUCUUGAAACAUUGUAAGGGUUUGGAGGAAAUUGACCCUUCGAUUGGAGAUGUCAGGUCCCUUGUUUCCUUGAACUUGAGGUACUGUAAGAGUCUCAAGAAGUUACCCUCACAACUAGGUGAACUGAAGGCACUAAAGGAACUUAUGAUAGGCGCAACUGCUAUAAAGGAAAUUCCUCCAUGUAUAGGUUCUUUGAAGAAGCUGGAGAUGCUUGAUGUCAGUCAUACGCCAGAUCUUAGUUUGGAUGGCUUUGAUUAUUGUUUUCGUCACAUCCCCCAUUCAAUUGGGAAGUUGAAAUCAUUGACUAAACUGACAUUGUUGCGUGCAGAAAUUUCAAAAUUACCUGAAUCCAUUGGGGAUUUGGAAAACUUGAAAAUUUUGAAUAUUGCUUGCUGUAAGAAAAUGAGUAGUUUACCCAGUACUAUUAGCAAGUUGGGCAAACUUGAAGAAUUAAAUGUCUCAUUCUGCCAAAGUCUGGGAGGGGAAGUUCCUAUAGAUGGGUUGUCUUCAUUGAAGAUCCUUCGAUUAAGUGAUACACGCUUUUCUGGCUUCCCCGACGCAAUUGGGAAGCUUUCUUGUCUCGAAGAACUUGAUUUGACGGACUGCAGCAUGAUUCGGUCGCUACCGGAGCUUCCUGCCAGUUUAACAUAUCUGACAGUCACCUGUGAUCUUUGUACAUUGCCUCAACUUUCUCACCUAAUCCAUCUAAAACAGCUCCAUUUUCUGGAAUGCGCAUCGCUGGAAUCUAUUCCAGAGCUCCCCUCAGGAUUGUUGAAGCUUUAUGUCUCCGGGUGUUUUAAGUUGACAGAGUUGCCGAGUUUGUCGAGUUUGGAACUCUUGUCACGAUUAUGUAUCGUAGCGUGUCAGGAGCUGACAGAAAUCAAGGGUUUGGAAGGACUAAAAUCCUUAAAACACCUAGAUGUAUCUGGAUGCAACAAGUUGUCCAACCUAGAUGGCCUUGAACAUCUGGAGUCCUUGAGAUACUUGGGAAUGCAGGGGUUAGUACGUUCCAGACGCAAGGAGUGGUUCAAACGUCUACAGCCAGAUGGUCCACAAGUGAAUGAUGAUCUAUUUCAAGGCCUUGACAGAUUGAAAAACUUGGAACAGCUGAUUAUCUAUCGCUGCCAGUCCCUCAUAAGACCGGACCUUUCGCAAUUAACACGUUUGAAGCUAUUAAGGGCUCAAGUCUGCAACAAUCUAGUCGAAAUUAAAGGCCUUGAGAGGUUGAAAAACUUGGAAAGCUUGUAUAUCGACGGGUGCAUGUCCAUUGAAACAUUACCAGACCUCUCGUGCUGUGAUGAGCUAGAACUUUUGUCCACUGUAGAUUGUCAGAAGCUUCGCAAUGUUCGGUGCCCGGAGAAAGUCAGAUGGAACCGCUAA